ACAAAUAGAGGAGUAAGCCGGCCAGAGGAAUAUAACCGGCCAGGGAACAGCACACGAUCCAUGGCUUACUCCUCUAUAUGUUCCAUUUCUGCGAUUUUUCCAGCGAUCCGGAGUCUGGUAGAGACUAUCAUAUUAUUCUACUUCUCUUGUAUGAAGCAAGCUUUAAUUACAGCAAUCCUCUAGUGGACAAUAUUGUGAGCUAUGAGUUUCUGUAAUACUAUGAAAACUCUACAUACCCCAGUACCAAAGACGAUACAUUGGCUUCAAACAAUUCCUCCCUUCUCACUCUACAUGACGUGUUGCUAUACCAGUUCUGUGUAACAAUACCAGCAGUUUCUAUCUGAGUUAUGCAAAUACUUGUAAGAUGUAACAGCUGCUUGUAAAGAAUUAUAUUUAGAUUUAUGCAAUUUUAUGAAUGAUACUGUAUACUUGCUUACAAAGCCUUUUGCCCAAUGAAAAAUGGAUUGUUAUAUUGUUCAGUUUCGAAAGGUGUGUAUUAGUAGUAUGUAGGCCAGUAUUUUGUAUACCAUUCAAAGUUAUCCUGGUUUUGCUAAACUCUCUGUACUCUUCAACAAGCAUUUUAUGUGAUGAGAAAAUCUUAGUUCAAGGGUUACAGUAGGAAAAUAGUUCAUUUGAAUAUAACGUGGCUCAGUUUUUUACCGUUCUUACGUUGCAUAACAAAUUAAAGAGGAACGCUUUACUCUUACAAACAGAAAAUUAUGAGCAAUGUUAUAACAUUUCAGUUUAAACUGCUCUUUAGAAAUGUAGUAAAAAAAUUAUAUUAGCCAAAAAUGAAAUAAAUCAAUGUGUCUUGUAUUUAGAGCUCAGCACCUGAUAUUUGUGACUGAAGCCAAGGCCAAUAGUAACGCUGCUUUUUAUUACGACUGUCAUAACAUUUUGCAAAGUGAUUCUAAAUGACCAAGUUUUUGUGAAUGAAUUGUUUUUAUUCGACAGCUUUUUACAUGACAUGUACUUAUGGACUGAAGUUACCUGUUAUUUGAAAGAUGUUCUGUAACAAAGUGUACAUUACCGCUUCAAGUUGCUGCAGUUUUCCGAUGAAAACGUGAUUGUUGUACAUUCCUGUCAAUGGUUCCACACCAUUCGACUAUGCUGAUGUGAAUGUGACUGUUUGAUAUUGAGCUGCUAUAGACAGAACUGCAAGAACGGGAGGAUGUCAAAGCCAAGAGGGAAAAAAUCGUUCUGAAAGUUCUUUAAAAUCGACCUUUGAAUUACUGAUUUUUGGGGAAACCUUUGACAAGAGGUACUGUCCGAAUGUUCCUGCCGUUUUGUGGAUAUAUGGAAACAGGGAAAUACAUUGAGUAGAGCGCAGUGCGAGUUUGGGUGAAUGCAAUAUUAAAAGCAGUUGCUCAACAUUGUGGCGUUUUUGUCUGUUGAGAUGUGAUUCUUGUAGCUCACUUUAUCGAAUGAAUCAGAAAAUGGGCAUGCCCCACAUAAAACGCAUUUUCAUGAACAGAAGUGCUUAGAUUAAAACUAGUUCGUGGUGUAGGUGAGAUUUGAAUGUAAUCCAUAAGCAUAAACGCAUAUCAUACUGCGUGGUAUGUUUACUUUACUUUAACACAAAAAAUUAUGACGUCACAAGUUCCAGUAUCCAUGGUGGAGGCGAACGCGUUCCUUGGAACUGUUAUGUUCUUUCUGUCAACCGCUGAAUAGCAACCUGAAAUGCCCUCCAAGUCCGGGUAGAACGCCGCCAGGCAAGAAGACUUUGAUACAGACAGAAGUGAAUGAGCUGUUCAGUUUACAAUGGCUUCUUGCCCGCCUCCGAUGCCCAGUCCAUGCCGACGCUGCUACAGAGUAAAAGUCAGCUCUUCGCCACUCAGCGCUCAACAGUUUCUAAGGAGAGGAGACUCGUCUCGUAAAAGGAAGUCGCCUGUUGAAUGGACGCCGUCCAAGAAAGCUCGUUGGAAUCAUUUGCCUGACACCAUCCUUGUUGAAGUCCUCAAAUGGAUACCCCAGAACGAACUUGGUGUAUGUGCCCAGAUUUCCCGACAGUGGUACAGAGUCGUGUACUCCACCGGAGUGUGGGAGGACAGGGAAAUUCUCUUCGACUUCUCUGCCUUCUGCUCCAUCGAGUACAACGGGAAAUGUGAGCAGUAUGAGUGGUUCGUGGAGAGGAUGGGGCGGUACGUCCGGAACGCCAAGCUGGUGCUCAACCUGGUGUGUUCCCGCCUGCGCGACCCAAGGUUCCGCGGCGCUGCCUGCAGACGACAGCAGUACGAGGUGAUGGAGCGCCUGUUUGAGGGAGGUCGCCUGAGAAGUCUACAGAUAGACUUUGUACCUCAGUUCAACCCGCCACACGUGUACAUGGGAUACUGCGCACACCAAGACUGCACGGAUCCCGUACAGAAUUUCCUGAAGAAGAUUUCCUCAAGUCUACCAGGUCUCCGUCGGCUGUCUGUACAGUGUUUACCCGACUGGCACUGGGAGCUCCUGCUCCGCACCAUCCCCACCAUGACCAACCUGGAGAAACUAGAGAUGAACCACAAGCGACACCAGCCCUUCCGUAUCGUCCUGUACAUGGGGGAUGUCCAUGGCUUGAUCCCCGCCGCACUCAGCAACAUGAGCACCCUCCGGGUCUUGAAGCUCGCCAACGUCGACGUACAAGACACUUUAUGGCACGCCCUGGCAAACCACUCCGGAAUCCCGCUGCACCAACUCACCAUGGUGGCCUACACAGACUUCAACCCUUUCAGUCUCCCGACAUGGGAGAGGGUCGCGCAGAAGUUCCCCAGUCUGUGUGUAGAGCUGUUCUUCCGACACGGCCAGCAGAGACUAGUGCUGAGGAAGUCCGAGUUCGAGUCUUUCCUUCGAGACGACAUUCGGCUGAAGACGCUUUGCGUCAGUCAAGGAAAGCUGUGCAGGGAGAUAGCCAUGAUUGACGUUCUCCAGACAGUCGCCGAAAAGUACACCGAUAGCUUAGAAACGUUCCUCUUCUUCCAGUCCCGGGGGCAGCCCAUGGUCUCGUCAAAAGAAGUCGAGCUGAUACGAAGGUUUCCGAAACUUGCCGAGGUUGCUAUAGCUCCAGUUAUCACCGACAAACGGCUGAAACAGCUCGCCAAAGGGUGCAGAGGACAACUUCGUGAACUUCUGGUGCGAUCAGUGCUGAAGUACAUGCCGGACGCCAACAAACUGGUGAAAAUGGAGGCCAAAGAAGUGUCUAACCUGGAGACGGUGGUGACCAGGCUGUUGGGCUACCCUUGGGAGAUGUCCUCGCCGUCCUGGGCGGAGCGAGAGAUCAACGCAGAGGGUGACAUCGAGUUUGCGGAAGCGUGUAUGGAACAGUACAUGUGAGAAAUACCACCAGUUCAUGUACAAGUAUAGCGCGUCAAUGAAAACUCACAAACAAAUGAAAUAAAAGUUUUAUGAAAACACAGCA
Branchiostoma floridae (Florida lancelet) is the source of this 3394-nucleotide messenger RNA. RefSeq lists its product as uncharacterized. The coding region runs from base 1762 to 3309 and encodes 515 amino acids. The record is from RefSeq and is a predicted model, not a curated record. Lineage: Eukaryota; Metazoa; Chordata; Leptocardii; Amphioxiformes; Branchiostomatidae. Gene Ontology annotation, molecular function: protein binding. The transcript has 3 exons.